This is a messenger RNA of Aspergillus udagawae, 2580 nucleotides long. RefSeq lists its product as uncharacterized. The record is from RefSeq and is a predicted model, not a curated record. The transcript has 11 exons. Gene Ontology annotation, molecular function: FMN binding; oxidoreductase activity, acting on the aldehyde or oxo group of donors, NAD or NADP as acceptor. Bases 1 to 2580 code for a protein of 859 amino acids. NCBI's taxonomy places the organism in Eukaryota, Fungi, Ascomycota, Eurotiomycetes, Eurotiales, Aspergillaceae.
AUGGCUCAUCGAGGAGAGACUCUACACAACGAGGUAUCCUGCAUAGCAGACCUUAAAGCUCUAGGAAGCAGUAAGCUUCCGAAGAUGGUCAGAGACUACUACAAUGAAGGCUCAAUGGAUCUAAUCACAUUACGAGAGAAUGAAACUGCCUUCGACCGCUAUAAAAUCCUUCCUCGUGUUCUGAGAGACGUCGAUCACGUUGAUACGACAACAGAAAUCCUAGGGACUAAGGUUUCUCUUCCGUUUGGAUUCAGCCCUGCUGCAUCUCAGAAACUAGCUCAUCCAGAUGGAGAACUGGCGGCAUCGCGGGCUGCCGCAAAGUAUGGUAUCUGCAUGGCACUCUCGUCGUACUCGAACUAUUCCCUGGAGGAUGUGGCUGCUCAGGGGACUGGGAACCCGUACGUGAUGCAGAUGUGUGUAUUGCGGGAUCGAUCAAUCACACUUCAGCUACUGGAACGGGCUGAACAAGCAGGAUACAAGGCACUAUUCCUUUCGGUCGAUGUCCCUGUGCUCGGAAAGAGGCUCAAUGAAUACCGCAAUAGCUAUACGCUUCCGGAAGAUAUGAACUGGCCGAACAUCCUCAGUUGUGGCGCUGAUACCUCAGACCGUACUGACUAUGAUCCAAGUCUCGACUGGGAAAGCACAAUUCCGUGGCUCAGAAAACAUACCUCGCUACGAAUAUGGCUCAAAGGGAUUUGCUCCCCGGCAGACGUCGAACUGGCAAUCCACUAUGGCGUGGAUGGAAUCGUGAUCUCCAACCACGGCGGUCGCCAGCUGGACGGAAUCCCGGCAACGCUAGACGCUCUGAGACUAUGUGCCCCUGUUGCACGGGGACGAAUCCCACUUGCAAUUGACGGGGGCAUCCGGCGAGGAUCGGAUAUCUUUAAGGCACUUGCACUUGGGGCCAGUUACUGUUUCGUGGGAAGGAUUCCCAUUUGGGGCCUUGCUUAUAACGGCGAGGAGGGCGUUGAGUUGGCAAUCAGGAUUUUGCGGCAAGAACUGAAGAUUACCAUGGCCCUUGCAGGCUGCACGUCUAUUAAUGACAUUAAUGAGAGCUAUCUAACCAUGGCAGACCUCUUUGUCGAUAUCACGACCCCGAAUUAUCACUCUUACCGACAGCCGACUGGCCUCUUCAUUGGCAAUUCUUUUGUCCCGGGGUCGAGCGGGCAAACUAUCACUUCAAUUGACCCUGCGACCGAUAAACCCAUCGUCACAGUCCACGCAGCCAGCGCCGAGGAUGUAGAUCGAGCUGUGAAGGCCGCCAAGGCUGCGCUGGUACAUCCCUCCUGGAAACAGCUUCCCGCUACCGACCGGGGAAUACUACUGGCCAAGCUGGCCGAUCUGAUGGAGCAAAAGCGGGAGUUACUUGCCUCGAUCGAUGCAUGGGAUAAUGGGAAACCAUACCACGUAGCUCUGGAAGAGGACCUUACCGAGGCCAUUACAACCAUCCGUUACUACAGUGGCUGGGUUGAUAAGAUUGCGGGCCAGACCAUUAGCACGACAUCUAACAAGUUCGCGUAUACAAUUCGUCAGCCGAUUGGCGUCGUUGGGCAGAUCAUUCCGUGGAACUACCCACUGUCCAUGGCCACCUGGAAACUAGGCCCUGCAUUAGCUUGUGGGAACACGGUCGUUCUGAAACCCGCCGAGCAGACACCUCUCAGCGCGCUUGUGCUUGCGGAACUGAUCAAGGAGGCUGGAUUCCCUCCUGGGGUAGUGAAUAUUGUAAAUGGAUACGGGAGAGAAGCUGGUGCUGCGCUGGCAUCUCAUCCGCUAGUCGAUAAGAUUGCUUUCACGGGAUCAACACAGACAGCAAGAGAGAUCAUGAAGAUGGCUGCGGGAACGUUGAAAGAUAUCACCCUUGAGACUGGUGGAAAGUCUCCACUGCUCGUAUUCCCAGACGCUGACAUGGAGCAAGCUGUCAAAUGGUCGCAUUUCGGCAUCAUGUCGAACCAAGGCCAGAUCUGCACGGCGACGUCCCGCAUCUAUGUCCACCAGGACGUCUUCCCUUCCUUCCUGGAGAGAUUCAAACAGGCGGUCGAAACCACGUCCAAGAUCGGUGACCAGUGGGAUGGAUCUACAUUUCAGGGCCCACAGGUAACUCGAACCCAGUAUGAGCGUAUUCUGUCGCAUAUUGAGAUGGCCAAGAAAAACGGUGCAAAACUCGUCAUUGGUGGAGGUCAAUAUAUCCCCAACGAAGACAGGAACAAAGAUGGAUAUUUUAUCCAGCCCACUGUUUUCACAGGCACCACAGAUUCUAUGGCUAUCGUGCGUGAGGAGGUCUUUGGCCCGGUGGUGAUUAUCGAACCAUUCGCGACAGAAGAAGAAGCCAUCCGCCGGGCUAACGACACCAUCUACGGCCUUGGGGCGGCCGUGUUCACGAAAGAUCUGGAACGGGCGCAUAGGGUUGCCGCAGAAAUUGACUCAGGGAUGGUCUGGAUCAACAGUAGUCAAGACUGCGAUCCUCGUGUGCCGUUUGGGGGUGUCAAACAGAGCGGCAUUGGACGGGAGCUUGGUGAAGCUGGUCUGGCCGCCUAUAGUCGGAUCAAGGCCGUACAUGUCAACAUGGGAAAUAAGCUCUAA